This is a messenger RNA of Monomorium pharaonis (pharaoh ant), 2304 nucleotides long. RefSeq names its product dolichyl-diphosphooligosaccharide--protein glycosyltransferase subunit 2 (gene OstDelta). The transcript is spliced from 11 exons. NCBI's taxonomy places the organism in Eukaryota, Metazoa, Arthropoda, Insecta, Hymenoptera, Formicidae. Gene Ontology annotation, biological process: protein N-linked glycosylation. The record is from RefSeq and is a predicted model, not a curated record. Gene Ontology annotation, cellular component: membrane; oligosaccharyltransferase complex. The coding region runs from base 123 to 2087 and encodes 654 amino acids.
CUGUAAUGCUGCACAGUUGCAUCCGCUCCAUCCAUUUUUCCUGACACGCGCAAUGAAGGUUGAGCCAUUUUGUUUGGAAGUCCGACGUGGCGGCCGGAUUGCUUGGCGACUCUUAAUUCGAUAUGAUUCUAUCUGCUGUGCUACUAUUGGUAUUGACGGCACUAUGUUCACAUUCUGUGCUCUCAGAAGUUACGCAAUCAACAAAUUCUUAUUUGUCUACGGCUGAUAGAGCACGCUUGAAGAAUAUCCUUGAAUCGGGAUUUCAAUUAGAUGAUAUAUCGUCAGUGUACUAUGCUGUCAGUGGAUAUAAGCUGCUUGGAGAAACUAUAUCGAAAACAGAUGCCAUCUGCAAAUAUUUAAUAAAAUCCAAUGGGGAAAACAUCACACCUGAAACGGCAUUUUAUCUUGCCUCUACAUGGAAAACAAUCGGAGGCUGUCAAGAGUUUUCUACAAAUAUCGUAACAAAGAUAUUGACGAAUGUUAUACAGAAAGAUACUUCUACACUUUCUGAUCUGUACUAUGCAGUGAAUGGUUUAACAGCUUUGUCGCAAAAGGUACCUUCUGCCAGGAUCGACAAGUUAGUUAAAUCAAUUCAAGCAGUUUUAAGGAAAGAUGACAGUCUCUGGAACUUGGGAUACGUAUUCCACAUUGCUGCAGAUUUAGGUACGCCAGCCGCAUUUGCUUUUGAUCGUAUCGAAGAUGCUGUAGUACAAGCGGAUGAGGUGGAUGGCCAGUACUUGCAAUUUGAAGGCGGUCUUUCUAUAACAAGUUUUCUCGUUAACGGUAUUCUUAAAUUAUCGACUUCGUUAAAGAAAAAGCCACCAUUAAACUUUCAACAGACUGUCAAAUUUGGAAAUUAUCUUCUCUCGCGGCGUUCUGUGCAAACGACGAAGGGUGUUACAAAUUUGCUGUCCGCUUUAACCGCUUUAGCGGUCGAGAGUCUUGAAAAACCUGUUUGCAUAACACUAGCCGAGGGAGGGCUUAUUAUAUCUAAUAAGCAACCAUUGGUUACGGUCAAGGUUUGCGAUAUUCUUGGUCAAGCAUUACCGAACGUGCCGAAAGUUAUUGCAAAUUCCGCUACGCGAGUAGGAGACGACGUCGUUAUUCUUAGCAAUGAGAAUUUGCAGCCAUCUACGACAGAGAAGACUUUGUUUACAAUGAAUCUUAUGAAUGUGAAACCCGAUCGCGGUUUUUACAAAAUAUUAAUCACAGCAGCCUCGGUUACGAAUACGAUUACAGUAAAAGUUUUGUCUGAAGCAAUAUUGGACUAUUUAGAAAUCGGUACUGGUGAUGCCGAUCAGACUACUCAACCAAAACUUACGAGAAUAAAUACAGAAUCUCCCUCAGGCAAAAUUGAUCAUAAAAUAGAAGCUGAUUCUCAGCAAAAAUUAGUUAUGCGAUUUUUGUUGCGUGACUCUGCCAAUAAGAAACCGAUACGCGUGCAUCAAGCCUUUGUCCGCCUUACAUCUGUCUCGACAUCUGCCAACAACAAGCGAGGUCAUGAAAUCUUUUUUGUCGCUGAACCUGAUGCUGCUCAUGUUUACAAAUUUGAUAUGCCGGUUGGAACAGCAGCUGCAAAUUUUGGUCACCAGAGUGGAGAAUAUGACAUGGAAUUAAUCAUUGGUGAUGCUGUGAUUAGUAAUCCGUUCCGAUUCAAUAUCGGCACAGUAACUUUGAAAUUUCCAGAGCCAACUUCAGUGGAAGGUCCCGAUAAGGGUGUAUCUUAUAAGCAACAACCGAAUGUAUAUACGACUAAACCGGAAAUAAAGCAUAUGUUCCGUGAACCUGAACGCAGACCUCCAGCAUUUGUGUCAAACCUAUUUACAGGAUUGUGCUUGGCACCGGUUUUAUUAUUGUUGAUUUUGUGGGCUCGGCUUGGUGUUAAUAUCUCUAACUUUCCCUUGUCCCUCAGCGCAAUUACAUUUCAUCUUGGGUUGGGAGGCAUCUUCGUGCUGUUUGGUAUUUUCUGGUUGAAGCUUAAUAUGUUCGUCACAUUACGCUAUCUUCUUGGUUUCGGAGUCGUUACAUUCCUUGCUGGUAAUAAGAUGCUAUCUCAGAUAGCACAAAGACACAAAUCGUCGCGUUAAUUUGUACUCUGUUAUGUCAUAAUUAUACUCUAUUGUGUGAAAACUGCUGAGAAUGAGCAAUUGCAGUUUGCAAGAUGCAUAAUAAAUAUAAGACUGCCAUUGAUAAGUUCGAAGUGGCUAACAUUCAUUUAUUAAUGUGAUAAAAAUAUUAUGCACUGCUUUCCACUCGUCAGAAAUGUAAAUAAUGGAACAUGUACAUUGCUUACUUUGUUUAUUA